Messenger RNA from Zophobas morio, 705 nucleotides. RefSeq names its product 14 kDa phosphohistidine phosphatase-like. Gene Ontology annotation, molecular function: protein histidine phosphatase activity. Gene Ontology annotation, cellular component: cytosol. The record is from RefSeq and is a predicted model, not a curated record. The coding region runs from base 36 to 608 and encodes 190 amino acids. Gene Ontology annotation, biological process: peptidyl-histidine dephosphorylation. The transcript has 2 exons. NCBI's taxonomy places the organism in Eukaryota, Metazoa, Arthropoda, Insecta, Coleoptera, Tenebrionidae.
ACGUUUACAGAUGCAACUGUAACUUGUAUUAGUCGAUGUUGUUACAUUUGUUGCUAUUUCAAGAUUUUUUAUUGCUAAUAGUUGUCAUACCAAUCAGUUCGCCAAAAUCCCCAAUUUUAUUACCGGUGAAGCUGUCAAAUGUCAUUCGUGGUAUGCUGUCAAAUCUGCUGAUUUCGAGGUUACUGAAUUGUAGCCGGUGGAACAGUCAGCUGUGCAAAAUGGCAUCCGUCAUCCCCCAAGUCCCCGACGUCGACAUCGACCCCGACGGCGUCUUUAAAUACAUCUUGAUCAAACUAACAUCCCCCAACACCGAGGGAAAAAUUCAGGAUAAAAACAUCGUCAGAGGCUACGCCUCAUGCCCGUACCACGCCGACAUCAACGACAAAGUCACCGAGGAGCUGCAAGCCUUGAAGUCGUCCAACACGAUUAGGGACUGGCGCACCAAAGUCUUGGGAGGGGGACGCAUCAAUCACGAUUCGAAAUCCAAAGAAUUAAAAGUCUACGGGUACUCGACGGGCUUCGGGCCCGCGGAUCACCAGGUCACCGUGGAAAUUCUCAAGCAAAAAUAUGGCGACUACAAAAUCACGUGGUCGGAUGAAGGGUAUUAGUAAAAUUGUAAUUUUUACGAACUAAAUUCAUUGAACUGAUAACGAAAAACCAGUCUUGUUAUUACAAAAAAAUAAAUAAAUAAAGCAAUUCUCAAUC